Messenger RNA from Symbiodinium natans, 693 nucleotides. NCBI's taxonomy places the organism in Eukaryota, Dinophyceae, Suessiales, Symbiodiniaceae. The record is from the annotation of a GenBank genome assembly.
AUGCCUCCACCAGCAGCGCCACCUGGAGAUGAAGAAGAAGAUGUUCCAAUGGAAGAGGAGCGAGCGCCUGAGAAGUGGAAGCCCAUGAUGUUGCCAAUCAGGCAGAGUACAGGGCAAGACAAGGGACUGGGGCCCGAAGACCCAGAGAUGAAGGAAGCCUCCCAGCCCAGAACCCGAACGUGGCACGGGAGUCAAAGGAAGCAGUGCGAGGAGUUGCGUACUUCAGGGCCAGAUAUGGAAAGCCUGGAGAAAGUGGAGCUACCAGCUCCGGAUCCCAACAACCCGGAACCUGGACUCGACUACCUGGGAAUGAAAGGUGGAACCAAGCAGCAGCUCGAAGGCACCACCUCCGGAGUCACUGCCGAAAGCACGAGGAGGAGCAGCGCAAGCCACGAAAGGCAGAGGAUUCGGAGAAGCGGAGAUGAUCCAGAAGUUGAAAAUGGAGAAGAAGAAGGGGAGAAUGGACCUCUGAUAGGUGAGGCAAUCGACCUCACAAAGGAGGAUUUCGUGGAUUGCAUCUCGUCACCUCCAAGCAGCGGACUUUGCCCCUCUCUCAAUCUGCAUAGCAACUUUCCGAGAUCGUGCUGUGUGCACAGUGGCGGGCCCACUUCUGACAACAUUUUGAACAUCCUCUCCUCUACCCAAGCUCCGCCAACGUGCUGCAUCUUCAACGGCCUUCAGCACUGCUUGUGA